This is a messenger RNA of Neodiprion virginianus, 1506 nucleotides long. RefSeq names its product cytochrome c oxidase subunit 6b-1-like. The coding region runs from base 245 to 997 and encodes 250 amino acids. The record is from RefSeq and is a predicted model, not a curated record. Lineage: Eukaryota; Metazoa; Arthropoda; Insecta; Hymenoptera; Diprionidae. The transcript has 2 exons. Gene Ontology annotation, cellular component: respiratory chain complex IV; mitochondrion.
GAUACGGACUGAAUUAGUUGAAAAUACUUUUGUUCUUUAGGCUUAGCUUUUCAAAGGAAUUUGCAUCUUGACACACUAUCCAUGGUAUCAACGAUGGUAGCUUGUUUAAAUGUUUUUGUGAUAAUCAGUUCCCUUCGCAGCAAAAGUUUUUGUUUUAAUGUAUGUAUAAAUUACUUCUAUUAUAUAUUCAGUAAUAGUCAGUUGUAGCUGCUCAAGAAUAUUUACGGCAUAGUUAGUCACUAUUAUGUCUGAGCCAAACAAAGGUGAUGACACUAAUACGCAAAAUGCAACUGAGCCUGAUCAGCAGACAGUGCCAAAGAAGUACCCUUCUCACAUCACGCAAAGUCAUAAAUCUGUGAAAACUGAUCGAGGCAUAUCGAAGAAUGCGAAUGAGAGUGCAACAGCAUUGACAGAUUCUCCACCUGAAAUACUGACACAAGUUGCGCAAGAGCCAACUCAGCCGGAAGUAGAUUUAUCGAAACUAGUAAACGUCACGAGUGAGCCAUAUGAGCCAGUCAGCUCUCCAAAAAUAGACAGCAAUCCUGAUAGUAAAAGAGAUGAAAAUCCUCCUCUGGAACAGGUCCCUAAACAUUUUUCCGAAAAUAAAAUAAGUUUAGGUCUGAUUGAGGUAGCUGAUAAAAAGGAAGGCAAAAAAAAAAUUAAUCGUAAUGACCUGACUGAGGAGGAACUAGAUGAAAUUUGUGCUGGAAGAGAUGGUAAUGGAAGGUAUACUAAAACAAGAACCCCAGGGCUGGAUCCAAGAUUCCAGCAAACAAAUCAGACAUUGAGAUGCUUCGUCAUGUACACAGACUUCUAUCGAUGUGAAAAUAUCCUUGGUGAAGGAAAAGUAGCAUGUCAAUGGUUCAAAGAUGUUUUCACUUCGAUAUGUCCACUUGACUGGGUUCGCAAGUGGGACGAAGCUCGAGAAGCUGGCCGAAUGCCAUGGUCAAAAGGCAACAGUCAGGGAAACUUUCCCGGGCAUAGUUAUGGAGAUUGAAUCAUAUCUGAUUAAUGUACUCAACAUCUGUCAAGUGAACUUUUUUUUAACACAGAACCAAGUAAUUCAGAAAAUUUAUUGAAAAGAAAUCUGUCCCCAUCCUCCUGUUUUUACUGUCAUACCGUGGAUGCGAAGUUAAAGUAACUGGAAAGAUUGCCGCUUGAAUUUCGUUUUAGACGGUUAUUCUAGAUGAGCAUCAUUUAAAAUUAUUUAUAAUAUACUACUCUUAAUAUAACACACUGAAUAAAGUAAACGUUUUGUGCCAAAAAAUAUUAAUUUUAUUUUACAGGUACAUAAGGGUUAAUAUUUAUAUAUAAAUAGAAUAUAAAAGAAGAGUUUCUUGAUUUUCUUCGACUCCUUUACUUCUUGCGGUGUCUUGAAAACUCAAGUUUUGAGCCAUAGUAAAUUAUUUUGAAUUUUAUACACAUAUAUAACAUCAACCACUUGGAAGUUAUACUACACUUUCGUUUGAUUUUCUUUUUUUUUCAAAUCUUCUUUUACAAUUUGUA